UUGAUCAAAUAAAUGCAGCCUUGAUGAUCUUAAGAGACUUCUAAAACAUAAAAACUUACCGACCUCGGACUUUCAAUCACUAGUGUACAAACAUUUAAAGUGUGUACAGUGGCGUUCAGAACGCAUAUAUUAUCCUGAGCACAGCAUCCAGGUGUGAUGGAGCAGUUGGAUGUGGAUAUUGUGCCCUACAUAGUGCUGUUGGUGGUCCCUGUGUUGGGCCGUAUGAGUGACCCCUGUGACAGCGUGCGAUUCAUGGCCACGCAGUGCUUUGCAACUCUGAUCCGACUGCUUCCUCUUGAGGCUGGAAUCCCAGACCCGCCGUCUAUGUCUGAAGAUCUAAUUCGACAGAAAGCCAGAGAACGACACUUCCUCGAGCAGCUGCUUGAUGGAAGGAAACUGGAAAAUUAUAAGAUUCCUGUGCCCAUCAAAGCAGAGCUCAGGAAAUACCAACAGGAUGGAGUGAACUGGCUGGCAUUUUUGAACAAGUACAAGCUUCAUGGGAUCUUGUGUGAUGAUAUGGGUCUGGGUAAGACCCUACAGUCUAUCUGUAUUCUGGCAGGCGAUCAUUUCCUCAGGGUUCAGGAGUACGCCAGGUCAAAGGCUCCCGACUGUUGCCCUUUACCCUCCAUAGUUGUGUGUCCGCCUACCCUGACGGGACACUGGGUGGAUGAGGUCGGGAAGUUCUGCUCUAAAGAGUAUCUCAAUCCUUUGCACUAUACUGGCCCCCCUACGGAAAGAGCAUGGUUGCAGCACCAGGUGAAGAAACACAAUCUCGUUGUUGCCUCAUAUGAUGUCGUUAGAAAUGACAUUGACUUUUUCAGGGAUAUUAAAUUUAAUUACUGUAUCCUUGACGAGGGUCACGUCAUAAAGAAUGGAAAGACCAAACUUUCUAAAGCGAUCAAGCAGUUAACCGCCAACUACAGAAUAAUCCUCUCAGGAACACCCAUUCAGAACAAUGUUCUGGAGUUGUGGUCUCUCUUUGACUUCCUGAUGCCAGGCUUUCUUGGCACCGAGCGUCAGUUUGCUGCCCGCUACGGGAAGCCCAUCCUCGCCAGUCGAGAUGCUAAAAGUUCCUCACGUGAACAGGAAGCAGGUGUGCUGGCAAUGGAAGCGCUGCAUAGACAGGUUCUGCCCUUCUUACUGAGGAGAAUGAAGGAUGAUGUGCUUCAAGAUCUGCCACCCAAGAUCAUACAAGAUUACUACUGCAACCUCAGUCCUCUACAGGUUCAACUGUAUGAGGACUUUGCAAAGUCUCGUGCAAAGGUGAACGUGGAUGACGUUAUUUCCACUGUGUCUAUGCAAGAGGAGGAAGAGAAACCCAAAUUAAAGGCCACCGGACACGUCUUCCAGGCUCUGCAGUAUCUGAGAAAGCUGUGUAAUCACCCAGCACUGGUGCUGACCCCUCAACACCCAGAGUACAAACACAUCACAGAACAGCUGAGCAGCCAGCACUCCAACCUUAGAGACAUUCUGCACGCCCCAAAACUCUCAGCCCUCAAACAG
Sinocyclocheilus grahami is the source of this 1503-nucleotide messenger RNA. RefSeq names its product TATA-binding protein-associated factor 172-like. Lineage: Eukaryota; Metazoa; Chordata; Actinopteri; Cypriniformes; Cyprinidae. The annotation marks the transcript as partial. The transcript has 10 exons. The record is from RefSeq and is a predicted model, not a curated record. Gene Ontology annotation, molecular function: TBP-class protein binding; ATP binding; DNA binding.